GACAGUAGAUUUAGCGCCAUAAACAAACCCAAUUGAAUAACAGAGUGAAGAUGAAUGUGAAAAGUUGAGAAAUUGAAUAAAGUCUCAGUGAAAAUCUAACGAAAAUGUCCAACUAUCCAACGGAAGAGGAAGAGUUUGAAAUGCUCUGCGAUGACGAAUUGGAAAUUGAAAAAGAAAUGGAACGCGAAAGUCAGGCUGUUGAGGAACCUAUUCCGGAAGAGAUUUUAUCUCAAACAACGUUGCCCGGAACUCCUGUCCAAUUGCCCAGCUGUUCCAGUUCGUCUAUCGUCGAUCAGCCCAUUCGUCAAUUGAACCGAAAAUUGUUUGACUCGCCAUACCCCACCAAUCCCCGAACAUCGUCAACACCAUUCUCUAAUGCACCGGCGAUGCCCACCACAUCGACACAACUAUCGCAGGAAAUAUUUCGCAGUGGUUUCGGUGCGCGCAAACGUUGCCUGGAAGAGUUGUUCGGUGAUAUACAGGACAUUGAUGACAUUGAUGAUCGUAAUAUCGAGACGAUAAUUGCAAAACGACAAAAAACCGAGGAAGAAAUCGACCUGGAGAUGAUUGAACGGAUAUUGGAGCUGAGGAAGCAGCGGGUGGUUGAAGUGAAUGCGGCCAAGUUCGAUGACUUGGAUCAACUGGAAGCGUUGCAAAAAUUCAAAGAACAAAAUCUGAGCAGCUCCAUUCCAAAGUAUCCGUUCAUUCCGAUCCGAAGCGACGGUGACCGGAUCUAUGUGCGCUUCCAUUCGGAAGACUUUGAGUCGGAACGGAUUCGUGAGAUUCAGUGUGGCAAGAGUUUCGGUUCGAUCAUGUCGGUGGCGGCGAAAGAACAGAUGUGGGCUCUGGCGCAGAAAAUGGUGGGUGAUCGGAUGACCGCAACAGCGUCGAUACCUGAUGUUGUGGUCACAACGGAUAAUUUGAUCGAUUCAAAUCUGUGGGUGGAGAAGUACAGACCGAAGAAGUACUUGGACCUUCUAUCCGAUGAAUCGACCAAUCGCAAUUUAUUGAAAUGGCUGAAAAUGUGGGACAAGAUUGUAUUCCAACGCGACGUCGACAUCAAAUCGCUGAAGAAACAAACCGUCCAAUUCCAACAAUUCCAAAAAUUUCGCCGAAAAGAACGGAACACCCUCAAAACCGACUACGACGAACACGGUCGACCAAUGCAGAAAAUAGCCUUGUUGUGCGGUCCGCCUGGAUUGGGAAAAACCACCCUUGCUCAUACGAUUGCACGGCAUGCCGGUUACAACAUUGUCGAGAUAAAUGCAUCCGACGAUCGUACUCCGGAAGCGUUCAAACUAGCACUGGAAAAUGGAACUCAAAUGAAAUCAUUUUUGGCGAAAGACAACCGACCGAACUGCAUAAUUCUGGACGAAAUUGACGGCGCUCCUGUACAGUCAAUUGACUUUCUACUCAAAUUUGUUGGCGAGAAAGUCGUCCAAACAUCGAAUGUGAAAGGAAAGGGGAAAGCGAAGCAACUGCUGCGUCGACCGAUAAUAUGCAUCUGUAACGAUAUGUAUGUACCGGCACUGCGUCAACUCAGACAGAUAGCGUUUGUGGUCAGUUUUCCACAGAUGGAAAGUGGACGAUUGGCGGAUAGGCUGCAUAUGAUUUGUCGACGAGAGAAUAUUACCGCUGACUUCUCAUCCUUGCUAGCAUUGGCUGAGAAAAGUGGAAACGACGUGCGAUCGUGUUUGUCGAUGCUACAGUUUUUCGCUAGUGUUGGCAAACCGUUGACUAUCAUCGAUGUGUUGAAAAGCAAUAUCGGACAAAAGGACAUGCAGAAAGGGCUAUUCACGAUUUGGGAAGCCAUUUUCCAGAUUCAGCGUCCUCGUCGCACACUGAAAGACCACGACAAUGAGAUUGCCAAUUCGGAACAAAUGGUCUCGAUGACAGACACAUCGGCCAAAUCAAGAGUGGCUAAUGUCCUGCACGUGCUGCACAUGAACGGCGAUUACAGUCGGCUGAUGAACGGAGUGUUUGAGAACUAUCUGAAGCAGAAAAUGCCCGACGCUAAUAUGACUGGAGUGGCGGAGGGUGCGGAUUGGUUUUGCUUCUCGGAUCGCGUCAAUCAGUUCAUAAAUCACAAACAAAACUAUUCCGUUUAUUCGUACAUGCAGUACGGAUUCGUUGCUUGGCAUUUGCUGUUUGCGAGUAUGGCAUGGCCGAAAAUUGCAUUUCCCAAGCAAGGAUACGAGUUUACACAAAAAGCAAAUGUCCAUAAAGCAAUUGAGAGUUCGUUGAAAAAAGGAUUCUGUGCAACCACUCGAGGUGUUGGCGAUGGUCCGUGCGUUAUACUUGAUACGGUUUCAUUGCUGCGAAAAGUGAUUUCGCCAUCGUUACGAACCGUAUCGGUCGAAUUACUAUCACCGAAAGAACGAUCCGAUUUGAAACAUGCGGUCGACGUGAUGGUCGAUCUGGGAUUGACGUACAUUCAGAUCAAAAGCCAGGACGGCACCUUUCAAUAUCGACUGGAACCGGACAUCGAAAUUCUGUGCAACUUCGAAACUGCCAACAAACAUCACAUGAAUUACUUUAGUCGUCAAAUUAUUUCACGUGAGGUUGAAGUGGAAAAGAUGCGUCGGGCUGGGCCCAAGUUUAAAAAUAAUGAAAACAGAAGUGCAAAAUCAACCAAUUGCGGCAAAGAGAAUGUUCCGAAUCAUCUGCGAACAUUAAAUCCAAAGUCGAUACAGCAGGCUCAACAAGUUACCAAACAGAUUUCAAAAGACAUAUUCGGGAGAGUGUCAACGAAAUCAGUGCCGAUCAGCGUCCAAGAUGGUGGAACUGACGUCAUAAUAAAAAGUUCAAUUUGGUACAAAUACAAAGAGGGCUUCAACAAUGCCGUUCGAAAGGAUGUGACGAUAAAUCAUUUACUUUAAGAACCAUUCGUUAAAGAUUUGUGUUGUUGCGUAAGUUAAGUGAGGUGUAAUGAGUUUGUAAUGAAUGGUUCGUCGCAACAUUAAUGUGAAUUAGAUUUUGAUAAUUCGAGUUUUGAAAAAUAAAAAUGAUUUUGCCAGCAAA
This is a messenger RNA of Bradysia coprophila, 3021 nucleotides long. RefSeq names its product chromosome transmission fidelity protein 18 homolog (gene cutlet). NCBI's taxonomy places the organism in Eukaryota, Metazoa, Arthropoda, Insecta, Diptera, Sciaridae. Gene Ontology annotation, molecular function: ATP hydrolysis activity; ATP binding. The record is from RefSeq and is a predicted model, not a curated record.